Messenger RNA from Phodopus roborovskii (desert hamster), 3276 nucleotides. RefSeq names its product homeobox containing 1 (gene Hmbox1). Gene Ontology annotation, cellular component: nucleus. Gene Ontology annotation, molecular function: double-stranded telomeric DNA binding. The record is from RefSeq and is a predicted model, not a curated record. The transcript is spliced from 11 exons. The coding region runs from base 362 to 1696 and encodes 444 amino acids. Gene Ontology annotation, biological process: positive regulation of DNA-templated transcription. Lineage: Eukaryota; Metazoa; Chordata; Mammalia; Rodentia; Cricetidae.
CCCGGCGGCAGCAGGUGGGAGCGGGGCUGUUGCUAUCAAUAUGGCGGUUGUCAGCUAGACAAAGACAGUCAGUCUGAUGUGAUUGAGACAAGCGAGGUUUUCAGGGGGAGACUGGGAGAUAGGGAGCUACCCUCCCCCCUCUGCUCUUUCUGCGCGGGCCUGGAGCCCUCAGCCCCUCCCGCUGGGCGCCCCGCGGUGAAGAUCCCCUCCCCCUCCCAUUCUCCUCCUCCCUCCCUCAGCCUUACUCUGGGACGCUGGGGAGGGGGCUGAGCCCGGGUGCAGAGAACUCAGCUGGGUUUCCGAGAAUGGUAAAUACGGCUGGCCGUCUCUGGAAAGGCCACUGAUCCGCCUCAUGUAAAGUAUGCUCAGUUCCUUUCCAGUGGUUUUGCUGGAAACCAUGUCUCACUAUACAGAUGAACCCAGAUUUACCAUAGAACAGAUAGAUCUGCUCCAACGUCUUCGGCGUACUGGGAUGACCAAACAUGAAAUUCUGCAUGCAUUAGAAACUUUGGACCGCCUUGAUCAAGAGCAUAGUGAUAAGUUUGGAAGGAGGUCCACCUACGGGGGAAGCUCAUAUGGGAACAGUACCAACAAUGUUCCAGCAUCUUCCUCUACAGCCACAGCUUCCACACAGACCCAGCACUCCGGAAUGUCCCCAUCACCCAGCAACAGUUAUGAUACCUCCCCACAGCCUUGCACUACCAAUCAAAAUGGGAGGGAGAACAACGAUCGAUUGUCCACAUCCAAUGGAAAGAUGUCACCAUCUCGCUACCAUGUGAACAGCAUGGGUCAGAGGUCAUAUAGCUUUGAAGCCUCAGAAGAGGACCUAGAUGUAGAUGAUAAAGUGGAGGAAUUAAUGAGGAGGGACAGCAGUGUGAUAAAAGAGGAAAUCAAAGCCUUUCUUGCCAAUCGGAGGAUUUCCCAAGCAGUUGUUGCACAGGUAACAGGCAUCAGUCAGAGCCGGAUCUCUCAUUGGCUGUUACAGCAGGGGUCAGACCUGAGUGAGCAGAAGAAAAGAGCAUUUUACCGAUGGUAUCAACUUGAGAAGACAAACCCUGGGGCUACAUUAAGUAUGAGGCCUGCCCCUAUCCCAAUAGAGGACCCUGAAUGGAGACAAACACCUCCCCCAGUCUCUGCCACACCGGGAACAUUCCGACUCCGGCGAGGGAGUAGAUUUACCUGGAGAAAGGAAUGCCUAGCUGUCAUGGAAAGUUACUUCAAUGAGAAUCAAUACCCAGAUGAAGCAAAGAGAGAAGAGAUUGCCAACGCUUGCAAUGCAGUCAUACAGAAGCCAGGCAAAAAGCUGUCCGACCUGGAACGAGUUACCUCUCUGAAAGUCUAUAAUUGGUUCGCUAAUAGACGGAAGGAGAUCAAGAGGAGAGCCAAUAUCGAAGCAGCAAUCCUGGAGAGUCAUGGGAUAGAUGUACAGAGUCCAGGAGGCCAUUCCAACAGUGAUGAUGUGGACGGGAACGACUACUCUGAGCAGGACACUUGGCAAGCACGCAAUGGGGAGGAGGAGGAGGGAAGAAGUUCAGAGGGAGGCAGAGAAGCAGAGAAGGAUGACAGCACGAGCCAUAGUGACCACCAAGAUCCCAUCUCACUAGCUGUGGAGAUGGCAGCCGUCAACCACACUAUCUUGGCAUUGGCCCGGCAGGGAGCCAAUGAGAUCAAGACAGAGGCCCUGGAUGAUGACUGAUCAGGGAGGAUCACACAGUUAACUUAGUUUAGACGUAGCACCUUAGCAGACUUUCCUCGGUCCUUAACAUGUGUUCUUACAGUAUAACUUACAGUUUCUUGUAUGUCAGGUAGCCGUUAGGGUCUUGUUCUGUGAAGAUGGCAUGGUGCCCUCAGCCUUUGCAUAUACUCUCUCAGUAUUAAAAUCCCAGUAAGUAAUAACCAACCAACCAACCAAACAUCCCUCUCCCAGCCCCUGAGGCUAAAAAAAUCUCGCUGCUCCGUCUUAGCAUUCCAAGAAAGUGCUUCCAGGUAUUUAGAUAACCCUCAGUUCUCAAAUAUUAGGCUCUGUGUGAAAUCUUGGGUACCUUUAGAUUCAUGUAACACUAGGCUGUACCCCGUUCCUGCCCCAAGACUGACAGGAUGCAAGCUGAGGUAGUGGCACAGGACCGACAGACACCAUCCGGACAGUAUCCACGGAGCGCAAGGAACGCUAGAGCCCCACCUCAGCCGGAGUUUCAUUGACUCAGCUGCAAUAAGCCGUGCCUCCUAGUCACAGCGUGGCUAGACUAUCCUCCUUUGGGUGCUGUGCUAAGAAUGUCAUUGGAAUCCCGAGCUCAGAUCUUGGUUAAUGUUAACAUGCCCAACACAGACAUCCUUUCCUCUCACAAGCUGUGUUACUUAGUAGAUAACAUACUGCCUUCUGCAUUUGGGACCACGAUCCUAAAACAAAAAAGACAAAAAAAAAAAAAGAAAAAGAAAAAAAAGAAAAGAAAAGAAAAAAACAAGUUCUGAAAAGCAAAACCCAGCCUGAGAGCAGUAGGGGGAGCAUGAGCUGAAUGAGCUGAAUGUCGGAUGGCUGCUAAGCCCAGUUCUCAGAGCCACUAAACAUUCCACAGCAUGGUACCAGCGCCUGUCUGGGAAAGUGCUGGAGAUACUGUGCAAGUUGCUUUGCCUCCUUUUGGUGCCCCCUCCCUACUACCAAAAAGUCUUUAAGGAUAGAGCUGAGGUCAAAAGUGGGUGAAAGACCAGGCUUUGUACCCAUCACCUGAAGCCUACCCAGAGUUGCUAGGACUGUAUUGGACUGUGCCGACUCGACUGCCACAGAUGCAGAUCCUUGCCUACCUAGGGGCAGAAAGAGCAGGGGUCAUUUACCACUUAUGUCGUGAGUGAGUGUAUGGGACACAGCAGGGUGUGUCUGCUUGUUCCCUUUACUCUGUCCUUGUGGAGGUGUGAAAGCUAUAUUGCUACAGGCAAUUUAUUUAAUAAUUGGAAGCCAUAUUGAUAAUGGAUGUGGUAAUAUUUGUAGUUUAAUCUACUUUAAGUGGCAGUAACUAAUGGAAUUUUUUUCCUUGAUCACAUAUGUAGCACUUUUGUUACUUUUUAAAGAUAUUUAUAUUUGAUAAAUCUUUUUUUCAUUUUGAGAACUCAAAAUACCAAACAGUGAACUUGCGUUACAAAGUCACCCUGUGAUCACCUUGUCAUCCAGUAGCAAAAUGAUGAACUAUUCAUGCAUCAGAGGAAAUUACAUCUGCUGGCCUUGUAUGAAAAUGAUCCUGGCAACCUGAUUAAAUGACAUACUGUCACUGUGGGUAAGAAGAA